AUGGAUGCUGGUUUAGAAUUUUGUUUGAAGCGUUUUGCUGAUGAACAACUGACUGAGACUAUCAAGCAUGUUGCUGAAUUGGAACGUAAUGUUCUAAGGCAACAUACUAAAAUUAAAGAAAAAAAACAAGAUGAUGAUGUACUUAUCAAUCAUUUGGCUAUCAAUAAGACACGGCAAAUAAUUGAGGAUGGAUUUCGAAAAGCUCUUGAUAAUAUUAAAGCAGAUAUUGAUAUUAUUGCUCAAAUAUCAUCGACAAGAAGUAAUAACCAGCAAAAUAAUGAAGACAUACGAACGGCUAGUAAUAAAAUACGUCAACAAAUUGCAUGUAUCGAUAGUGAAUUAACUCAUUUAUUUAACAUGAUCGACUAUAAUACCCCGAUUGAUUAUUCUUCUCGUAUUAUACCAUGGUUUCGACAACAUUAUGGUUAUGCAAAUGAACUUAAUAGAUUAGUUGGUAAGAGUACCAAUGUAAGUGAUACAUCUGGAUUUUCUGAGACAAGUUCACUUAUGCAAUGUAUUAUGAAGCGUGUACGUCUUUGGGAUAGUCGACAGAAACUUAUUAUUAGAUUUACUCAUCAAAUGAAUGAAGAUUCAAGUACUGGAAAACAUCUAAUUGAUUCUCUCUAUCGAAUGACAGAUACAUCUAGUGCACUUCAAUUUAUUCAAAAUUAUGUAAAACGUCGACAAAAAGAAAAUUUUUUUCGAGAAGUACAAUUAUUGCAUCAUAUUCAACUAGAAGUUGAACAACGACGUUUGGAGCAACAAGCAUUAGCAACUGAGUUAGUUAGUGCUCUAUGUCAAUUUUCUAUCAAUUUAGCAAAUGACUUUCAAUUAAAUAAGAAAUUGAGAAAAGUAUUUCAACAAUCGGAAAUGUCCAAACAAUUCGUGCCUAUGCUAAUCGAUUAG
This is a messenger RNA of Didymodactylos carnosus, 906 nucleotides long. The record is from the annotation of a GenBank genome assembly. NCBI's taxonomy places the organism in Eukaryota, Metazoa, Rotifera, Eurotatoria, Philodinida, Philodinidae.